UCAGGAAACGAGCCGAGCCGUGCCAGCAGUAGUUUAACACGGAGCCCGACCCGGUGUUUCCACACUGCGCUUUUCUUUUCUUUUUUUUUUUUACCUGAUGAUGGAAAAGCGCGCCUGCUAGAUAAAGCACCGAGGCGGACAAAGGGCGCCGUGUUUCAGGUGGGACUCGUCUGGAGAGCCGUGUGUUGAGGAGCGAGAGGGCGGACCUGUCAUGGGGGUCACGGCGUCUCCGUGCAGGUAAACUGCAGCAGGCAGCCCGGCUAGCCGCUCAGCUAGUCACGGAGCAGGAAGGUUAGCUUAGCACCGGGCGCUAACGUCACCAACUAACGGACAAGUUGGACGAACUGUUGCCAGUGACGACCUCUUAGCACUGGUGUGUUUUUACCCCGCGCGUUAUAAACUGUCCCUCCUAAAAGACCAUAAAUCGUCAUUUAUUUUUUAUUUUAUUGCCCUCAAGGAUAAACUCGCUGCUGCAAAGCUUGAUUGACAGCUUGUCACAACGGGUUUCCCAGAUGUGCAAGCAGCACGCAAAGUGCAGCUCGGCUCUAAGUUGAGCCGCAGGACUCGACCCUGAGCAGGACUCGACCCUGAGCAGGACCCUGACCAGGAAUGGCUCGCGGGCUGAAACAAACUCUCUGGUGGACUCUCAACUCAACCAAACUACAUCGGCACGCGAUGAAUUUCGUUUUGGCAGCGACUGAAGUCGACGCAGCAGCCGAGCUGACACGUUGCUAGCCCCGCUAACCGACCGACGUUGCCGAGGGAAGGGGGCGGGAUUGAAGCGGGCACGAACCCACCCACCAACGCACACACACACGCACGAGGAGUGUUUUUAAUUCAGCGAGCUAAGUGAUGAAGAGGACGGAAAAUAAAAACAAGAGGAAGCUCAUGGAGCACCAGGAGAGCAGGGGAGCGGAGAAAGAUGCGAAGGAGUUUGUGAUUCCACCUCCUCUCCUCUUCAGGAAGCUGAGUAACCCCGACCUGUCGCCCGCAGCCACCGCUGCUACGAAAUCCAAACUUCACCGACAGCUGAGCCAGGAUGAAAGCUGGGCCCGACGGAGCAGCAUGGCCAUGACCGGUAAGCAGUUGCUGCCUCUGUCCAGCAGUCUGCACACCGGGGUGAGCCAGCUGGCCUGGCAGGGGCCGCCUGGAGGGCCCGGGGCCACAGGGGGAAUGUCUGCUGGAGGAGGAGAGACCAACAACCUGGUCCGCAUGAGGAGCCAAUCCUUAGGGCAGUCUGCUCCGUCUCUCACCGGACUGAAGGAGCUGAGCCUUCCCAGGAGAGGCAGUUUAAUCUGGUCGCCGGCUCAGCUGCGUUGCCACGGCAACAGCAGCCUCCUCCAGCACCUGCUGUCCCCCACUUCCUUUCAUCCCUCCGUCGUUCAGCCCCCCAUCAUCACCCUCUUCCCCUUGUCCUCCUCUGCCUCCUCCCCCUCCCUCUGUUCCUCUGACGGCCCUCUGUCAGCCCCUGUUCACCAGCGAGGAAACCCCUUCCUCUGGAGCUGUCGGACGAGCAACAGGAAGAGCCUGAUUGUGACGUCCAGCACCUCCCCCACCCUGCCACGACCACACUCACCUCUGCAUGGACACACAGGUACCAGCCCACUGGACAGCCCUCGCAACUUCUCCCCCAGCGCAGCUGCACACUUCUCCUUUGUUCCUGCACGCAGUCACGGACACAGGGCUGACAGGACGGAUGGCAGACGCUGGUCUCUGGCCUCAUUGCCUUCCUCUGGCUAUGGCACCAACACUCCCAGUUCCACGGUCUCGUCCUCCUGUUCAUCUCAGGAGAAGCUGCACCAGCUGCCCUUCCAGCCCACGCCGGACGAGCUGCACUUCCUCACCAAGCACUUCAGCUCCGAGAGCAUCACAGACGAGGAGGGCCGCCGCUCCCCCGCCAUGAGACCGCGCUCCCGCAGCCUCAGCCCCGGGCGUUCGCCUAUCUCCUUCGACCAUGAGAUCGUGAUGAUGAACCAUGUGUACAAGGAGAGGUUUCCCAAGGCAACGGCUCAGAUGGAGGAGCGUCUGGCUGAGCUCCUCUGCUCCUCGGCCCCGGACAAGGUCUGCCCGCUGGCCGACGGGGUCCUGAGCUUCAUUCACCACCAGCUGAUAGAGCUGUCCAGAGACUGCCUGGUGAAAAGCAGGGAGGGCCUCAUCACCUCUCGCUACUUCUACGAGCUCCAGGAGAACCUGGAGAAGCUGCUGCAGGAUGCUCACGAGCGCUCCGAGAGUGUGGAGGUUACCUUCGUCACAAAGCUCAUCAGGAAGCUGAUGAUCAUCAUCGCCCGGCCAGCGCGCCUGCUGGAGUGUCUGGAGUUUGAUCCCGAGGAGUUCUACCAUUUGUUGGAAGCAGCAGAGGGCCAUGCCAAGGAGGGCCAAGGCAUCAAGUCCGACAUCCCCCGAUACAUCAUCAGCCAGCUGGGCCUCACCCGGGACCCCCUGGAGGAAAUGGCCCAGCUGAGCAGCUAUGACAGUGGGAACCCAGAAACUCCGGAGACUGAUGAUUCGGUGGACGGUCAAGGCACCCCGGUCCCAGCAGCUCCUCCACAGUCUAAAACCAAAGCACCUCGUGAGGAAGACUUUGAAAACAUCAAGCUCAUCAGUAACGGAGCCUACGGCACCGUGUUUCUGGUGCGUCACAAGGAGACCCGGCAGCGCUUCGCCAUGAAGAAGAUCAACAAGCAGAACCUGAUCCUGAGGAACCAGAUCCAGCAGGCCUUCGUGGAACGGGACAUCCUGACGUUUGCCGAGAACCCGUUCGUCGUCUCCAUGUUCUGUUCCUUCGAGACCAGGAGACACCUCUGCAUGGUGAUGGAGUACGUGGAGGGGGGAGACUGUGCCACGCUGCUGAAGAACAUCGGAGCUCUGCCGGUCGACAUGGCCCGGAUGUACUUUGCAGAGACCGUCCUCGCGUUGGAGUAUCUUCACAAUUAUGGCAUCGUACACCGAGACCUCAAACCUGACAAUCUUCUCAUCACCUCCAUGGGACACAUCAAGCUGACAGACUUCGGUCUCUCAAAGAUCGGUUUGAUGAGUUUGACCACCAACAUGUAUGAAGGACACAUCGAGAAAGACACCAGAGAGUUCCUCGAUAAACAAGUGUGUGGCACUCCAGAGUACAUCGCCCCAGAGGUGAUCCUGCGCCAGGGCUACGGGAAGCCGGUGGACUGGUGGGCCAUGGGAGUCAUCCUGUACGAGUUCCUGGUGGGCUGUGCUCCUUUCUUCGGAGACACACCCGAGGAGCUGUUUGGUCAGGUCAUCAGCGAUGAGAUCAUCUGGCCGGAAGAGGACGAAGCUCUGCCUCAAGAAGCUCAGGACCUAAUCUCCAAGCUGCUUAGACAAAAUCCUCUGGAGAGACUGGGCACAGGAAGUGCCUUUGAGGUGAAGCAUCACUCGUUCUUCACAGACCUGGACUGGAACAGCCUGCUGAGGCAGAAGGCCGAGUUCAUCCCCCAGCUGGAGUCUGAGGACGACACCAGCUACUUUGACACUCGUUCCGACCGGUACCACCAUGUAGAUUCAGAUGAAGAGGAUGAUACCAACGAUGAGGAACAUGUGGAGAUUCGACAGUUCUCCUCUUGCUCGCCUCGUUUCAGCAAGGUGUACAGCAGUAUGGAGCGCCUGUCUCUGCACGAGGAGAAGAGGACACCUCCUCCCACCAAACGCAGCCUCAGUGAGGAGGGAGGAGAUCGCAUCGACAGCCUGAGCGGACUCAAGUCCAGAGAUCGAUCUUGGCUGGUUGGAUCUCCAGAGAUCCUGCGGAAGCGUCUCUCUGUCUCGGAGUCGUCCCACACAGAGAGCGACUCCAGCCCACCGCUGACCGUCCGGAGACGCUGCUGUUCAGCCAUCAUUGAGAUGCCCCGCUUCGCCAUCUCCUCAGAGGAAGAGGGAGGUCAAGGUGCAGCUGGAAGCCGGAAGAGUCCCAGCCUGUUGGGUCUGAGUGCAGUGAGGGGCCCGCGGUGUGACGAGCUGCCCCUCGCCAUCCCAGAGAUCCCAGUGGAGAGAGAGCUGAAGCUGGAGGAGUCUCCCACCACACCAAGCUCCACCUGCAGUCAGCUGAGCAAGGCCACGCUCACAUCGGGUAGUUCAGGCGACGUGAGUGAACGUGGUCACAGAGGUAACGGCAGUAAUGGCUGUGCCAGUGCAGCCGCUAAAGGGGCAGCGGACAGCGACUCUCCGUCCACUCCGAGAGCCAUCAGCGACCUGGCGGCUCGCAGGGCUCGCCAUCGGCUGCUGUCUGGGGACGCAGACAAACACACAGCGGCGCCAAGCUCCCGACCGCUCAACAAGGUCAUCAAGUCGGCGUCUGCCACCACGCUGUCGCUGAUGAUCCCUGCAGACCACCACGGAGCCUCUCCAUUGGCCAGUCCGAUGUCGCCCCACUCACUGUCCUCCAAUCCGUCGUCGCGGGACUCCUCCCCGAGCCGCGACCUGUCCCCAGCAGUGAACAGCGUCAAGCCCGCCAUCGUGAUCCAGAGAGUGGGCAAGAAGUACGGCUUCACCCUGAGGGCCAUCCGAGUGUACAUGGGAGACUCUGACAUCUACACUGUACACCACAUGGUCUGGCAUGUGGAGGACAGCGGUCCGGCUCACGAUGCGGGGCUGAGGGAGGGAGACUUGAUCACCCAAGUCAACGGAGAGCCGGUUCACGGUCUGGUUCACACAGAGGUGGUGGAGCUCAUACUGAAGAGCGGUGGCAAAGUCUCCAUCUCGGCCACCCCGUUUGAGAACACAACCAUCAAGGUCGGCCCCGCCCGAAAGACGACCAACAAAUCCAAGAUGGCGAGACGAAACAAGAAGACCAAGACCAAGGAGGGACAGGACAGUAAGAAGAGGACGUCUCUGUUCAGGAAGAUCACCAAGCAGGCGUCUCUCCUGCACACCAGUCGCAGCUUGUCCUCUCUGAACCGCUCUCUCUCCUCUGGGGAGAGUGGCCCCGGCUCGCCCACGCACAAUCUGUCACCACGGAGCCCGACGCAGGGCUACAGGUCCACGCCAGACUCCGCCCACUCAGUUGGUGGAAACUCAUCUCAGAGCAGCUCUCCCAGCUCCAGCGUCCCAAACUCCCCGGCGAGCUCCGGCCACAUCAGGCCCAGCUCCCUGCACGGCCUCGCCCCGAAGCUCCAGCGCCAGUACCGCUCACCCCGACGCAAGUCCGCCGGCAACAUCCCCCUCUCCCCUCUGGCCCGCACACCUUCGCCCACCCCGCAGAGCUCCUCGCCACAGCGCUCACCCUCCCCUCUGCCCAGCCACGCUCUGGCACAGUGUGCGGUGGGUCAGUCGUUCCCCGUGAAGCUCCACUCCUCCCCUCCCCUGGUGAGGCAGAUAUCCAGGCCCAAGAGUGCAGAGCCGCCACGGUCUCCGCUCCUCAAGAGGGUGCAGUCCGCUGAGAAGCUGGCCUCCUCGCUCUCCAACCCCCCUUCGUCUCCCUCUGGGGUGGCAGCGGUGGGAGCGACUGUGGGGAGCCGCAAACACAGUCUGGACAUCUCUCAUUCUGAGUUUAAGAAGGAGAUUCUGCAGAGAGAACCGAGCCUACAGAGCCUUCAGGAGUCAGCCAGCGAGGGUCUGCUGUCCUCAGCAGGACGCAGCGUGGAGACGGGCAGCCUGCAGAAACACUCUUCCUCAUCCAGGAAGUUAGGCCGCCAGGAAGGGGACGGCUCCCUCGGCACGGUGUCUGGCUCGCUGGGCCUGGCCCCCGGGAAGAGCAAGUUGAAGGACAAACUGUCCGCCAUCCGGCAGGACAGAGCCGAUCGGAGGGAGUCGCUCCAGAAGCAAGACGCCAUCCACGAGGUCGAUUCAUCCGAGGACGAGACGGAUGAGGGCUCAGAGGACAGCCAGGACGGGCGCAGGGGGGCGACCUUCACCCCUCCCCCUCUGCUGAGGCCCACCACUGUGAGAACGGGCCCCGGGGGCACCCUACCCUCCCUCUGCCUCUUCCCCUGCACCCCUCAUGCCACCUUCACCCACACAGGGCCUACCCAGUUAGGCAGGCCCACUCCCUCGCACACCCUCCCCUCUCUUGCAGAAACGAAGCCUGAUCAGAGCACCCCCUCUCUGGGAGUAAAAGAUGCACGGUCUGCUUCGUCGACAGAAGACGGUGCAAAACAAGAGAGGAACGUUCUAGAACCGAGAGGGCUCACAAAACCUACGCAGGGCCCCCUUCCCUUCUCCACCCCAGGCAGUGCAUUCAUCUCAGUCAGCAAGGACACUUUCCUCAAGCCAACUCCUCCACAGGACUCAAAGAGUCUCGUGGGGAAGACUGCACCAUCAGAGGACCAAACCCUGGACAGCCCGAGAACCACAGUACCCUCUACAAUGAUCACCACAAAUACUCCCGAGUGCAGAACCAUCGUAAACGGCACAGACUCCAUAACUGCCACCGGUGCUCCAGACUGCCCAACUCCCGACAGCCAAGAGACGCCCCGCGCCUCCUGCUCCUCUCCUGGCAUCCCCAAGGAGAAGAAGGAGGCUGACAACCGGAGACUCUGUGCUGUGGCAGCUGCAAGUCUAAGUGUGUCACCCUCGUCCACUUCUGGAUCCAGCUCCAGUUCCAGCUCCCCAGUUCCGGCUUCUGAGAGUGCCGUGGAGAAGGUUGUGUCCCAGCUUGCGACAGGAGCUAAGAGCGUUCUGGGUCCCGUCAAACUGAGCACUGCCGCAGACAAGAGCCAGAAGUACCAGGAACCAUCCCUAGGUGGCCCCCCAACAGUCCCACCAACUGACCCCCUCUCAUUCCCCUUUAAACAGCCCCAAGCCCCUCAGUCCCUUCACCUUUUAGAGUCCCAAACAAGACCCUCACCAACCACUUCACUGAGGUCGACCAAACCCUUGACCCAGAAAGACUUUUCAGCCCUGCCGCCGUCAUCCCGCAAGGACGUCCCAGAGAGGCCCACAUCAGGGUCUGCAUGCAGGGAGAACGCCGCUACAGCAGCGUCCACACAGCGGCCCGCUCAGCCUCAGCCUGCCCUCAGCGCGCAGCCCAGCUCCUCUGCAGCAUCCGAUCCACAGCGCAAGAGGUCCGAACCUCAGACGACAACUGCCAACGCCGUGUCCGCCUCCGCGCAACCAGACAAAGCAACCACCAAGAAGACGUAGCAGCCACGCACAAAAAAAAUAAAUAAAAGUACCAGAACAAAAUGUACAGAUCACUGCACCUUAGUGUGCUCGCUCGAGGUCUCAGAACUCACACAAACUGCAUGUCUUGAAGAAAACAUAUUCGUAACUCGGCACUAAUCAGAGACUUUCAAGGCAGAGCAACGGCAUAGACGGAGACGCAGAGACGGGUGUGGUAAUCCUAGUUCCAUUCCAGCUGUUCUGUGCUCUACACGUUCAUGUGAGUUACUUUGGUGUCCUGACUAUGUGGUUCCUGCUCCUGGAGUUGGCGUUUUAUUUUUGUCUUUGUGCAAACAUGUUUGGGGCUAGAAAUAAAGAGCUCAGUGGUCCGUGCACACCCAGUAUAAAACGCAGACACCUUUCAUGCACCUUUCUCGCUCGCGAUCAUUCUCGCGCUGCCUCAUUACUUUUCACCUUGAUGUUCGACAGGGCCUCCACCCACGUUCCUCAAACAGACCCAUUGCCCAACAAUGUGGAAGAAGGUUGUAUCUCAGCAAUAAAGUGCAGCGUAUGUUUAGCAAUCUGUGUAAAAACGCAUUGCAGUGUUUUUAGGACUGAAUCUGCGCCGUCAAUGUACACUCGGCACCCAGCUAACUGGGCCAAAUUCAAUUCUCCUCUCCGCUGUAGUCCCUUGCUGAUCCGACGCUGCAGCAUUCCCUGAGCUCGGAUGAAUCUGAGGUUCAAACCUUAACUCGGAACGACUUUCCUCACCCUGCUGUACGUUGUGCAUUGUACCGCGACGCUGUACCUUCCCCUAGCUUUUUAAUGCUUUUUCCAAAAGCCCAGCUAUACAGCUCUACGGACUAGCACGGCUUUUACUGUAUCUUAUGCCAAUGAAUAUAUUAGUUUUUUCUAAAGUUAUUUUACUCAUCGGGUUUGUGCAACUUUCCCAGAUCUGAUUCAAUUCUUUCCAAAUGGAUUUUAAACAUUUGGAAUGCCUAGAAAGUAGGAACCUUUGACUUCAAUAUGUUGGCUAGGUUUCUACAGGGUUGGGUAGGUUUAGAUAACCGGAUCCCUUGCUCCCCCCUUGCUCUGUGUUGUAUUAGCAAAGCGCAUCGCUAACCGCCGCUAUCAUGCGUUCGAUUAAGGAUUUAAAAAACAUUAUAUAAGCUAAUUCAAUACUGGAUCAUAACCCAAACCCAGCAUCUAAGCAUGAGCACGAGUCUCUCUAGCUGUCUUCUCUUUCCCCUUCGCUGCAGAGUGAGCAGCCGGGCUUACCGGAUAGGUUUUAACUUCACGGGUCGCCUGCACCUCACCCCCAAAAGCUUCACCGACGUGCAGCUGAAGAACCCAAAACUGAACACGCUCAGACCGACGCUGUUUUUUUUAGAAACACUGUUUUGUUGGACCACUGCCUUUUUUAUUUCUAGCCCCCAUCAGCCUUCUGGGGGCUACAGUAGUUUUAUUUUUGUACCUGGACCAACUUGCUUUGUUUUUUUGCCUCUGAUCCUGUGAAGUCAUCAGACUUUACUUUGUGUGUGUGUGCGGGAGAGUGUUUGUUGUUAUGUGCACGGUUAUGUGUGUAUAUAUCUAUCUAUAUCUCUCUCUCUAUACAUGUAUAUUUAGAGAGAGAUAUAUAUAUAGAUAUAUGUAUAUACAUAUAAGAAUAUUUAAAGGUCUGUCGUGCAUCUGUUUUAUACCCUGUGUGUGUGUGUGUGUGUGUGUGUGUGUGUGUGUGUGUGUGUGUG
Molecule: messenger RNA, 8798 nt
Organism: Cyclopterus lumpus (lumpfish)
Lineage: Eukaryota; Metazoa; Chordata; Actinopteri; Perciformes; Cyclopteridae
Gene: mast2
Product: microtubule associated serine/threonine kinase 2
Exons: 33
Coding region: 853-7092 (2079 amino acids)
Biological process (GO): intracellular signal transduction; peptidyl-serine phosphorylation
Cellular component (GO): microtubule cytoskeleton
Molecular function (GO): protein serine/threonine kinase activity; magnesium ion binding; ATP binding
Source: RefSeq, a predicted model, not a curated record